Molecule: messenger RNA, 1785 nt
Organism: Parathielavia appendiculata
Lineage: Eukaryota; Fungi; Ascomycota; Sordariomycetes; Sordariales; Chaetomiaceae
Product: MFS general substrate transporter
Exons: 3
Coding region: 1-1785 (594 amino acids)
Biological process (GO): transmembrane transport; intracellular polyamine homeostasis
Cellular component (GO): plasma membrane
Molecular function (GO): polyamine transmembrane transporter activity
Source: RefSeq, a predicted model, not a curated record
AUGGCUGUUGGUGAGCUCUCAUCGGACGACGAGCCGGACCGGGUCGUGGCCACUGCCGGCUUGGCUCCUCCGUGCCCAGACAGGAGAGUUCUCGGAGCGAUAGGACACGACGACCGGCCUGGGGUUGCCGACAGCAGUGGAGAUGAGAAGGAUGAGAUUACUGAGGAGGUCAAUCAGGGGGUAGAAGGGGGAAUAGAGCCAGAUGUCACGGACCCCAAGAAGACGCAUGGUGGCAGCCGUUCCCAGAGUCGGCGUGGCUCUUCGUUUGCCAACUCAGGCAUUGUCCCUCGCUCACAACGCCGAGGGCUCCUUGGCCGCUUGGGCCUCAUACCAGAAGUCGGGAGGCCGUACGAGUACAAGAACAGCACCAAAUGGAUGAUUACUGCCGUCGUCGCCCUAGCUGCUGCAGGUGCGCCUAUGGGCUCGGGUAUCUUCCUUCCUGCGCUCCCUUCCAUGUCGGUUGACUUGAAAGCGUCACGAACUAUUACCAACCUUACCAUCUCCUUUUACAUGCUGGCCAUGUCCAUAUUUCCCCUGUGGUGGCAUGUACCCCUUUCUCCAAGCUGUGUUACACUGUCCUCCUUCUCCGAAACGCUCGGCCGCCGAACUAUUUACAUUGUCUCAUUUACCCUCUUUGUCGUCUUCUCCAUACUCAAUGCAGUAAGCGUCAAUAUUUCGAUGCUUGUCGUUAUGCGGAUCCUCGGUGGCGGUGCUUCCGCUUCCGUCCAAGCCGUUGGCGCCGGCACGAUCGCUGACAUAUGGGAGCCUGCACAUCGGGGCCGAGCCAUGGGAAUCUUUUACCUCGGGCCUCUGGUCGGCCCCCUCUGCGCCCCCAUUAUCGGCGGCGCCCUAGCGCAAGGCUUCAGCUGGCGCGCAACAAUGUGGUUCCUCUCCAUAUACGGUGGCGUCAUGUUGCUCAUGCUGCUGUUGUGUCUCCCCGAAACUCUCGCCAGGCCACCACCACCACCACCCACAGUCCCGGCAGCCGAAUCGGCCAACACUCUCCAGCGCGUCUCAACAACUCAAUCCAUCAAACACCACACGGUCAACACGGCCGCCCUCGUAAAACGUUACUUGAUCGACCCGCUCUCGGUCGUUCUGUACCUCCGCCAGCCGCCUGUCUUCAUCACGGUCUACUGCGCUUCCAUCGCCUUCUUCGCCCUCUUCGUCCUCAACAUCUCGAUCCAGUCCACUUUCUCCUCGCCGCCCUACUCCUUCCCGCCGAUCCCCCUCGGCGCGUGCUAUCUGGCCCCCUCGCUCGGCUACAUCCUCGCCUCCCUUGUUGGCGGCCGCUGGAUCGACUACAUCAUGGCGCGCGAGGCCGAGCGCGCCGAGCGCUUCGACGAGCACGGCCAGCUGGUCUACCUGCCCGAGGACAGGAUGCGCGAGAACAUGUGGCUAGCCGCGACCUUGUACCCCGGCGCCCUGGUCUGGUUCGGCUGGACCGCACAGAAGGGGGCGCACUUCAUGGUGCCGAGCGUGGCGAACUUCUGGUUUGGCGUCGGGAGCAUGCUGGUUUUUGGCGUGACGACGACCAUGUUGACCGAGUUUAUGCCGCGCCGGAGUAGCAGUGGUGUGGCGGUGAAUAAUUUUGUGAGGAAUAUCUUUUCGUGUGUCGGGAGCGUCAUUGCGCAGCCGCUGAUUGAAGUCAUGGGGGUUGGCUGGUUGUGUACCAUGGUUGGGUUGUUUGCGCUGGUGACUGGGGUUGCGGCGGUUUGGGCUCUACGGAGGUAUGGUGCGACGUGGAGGGAGGAGAUGGAUCGGAAGGUGAAUCAGGAUGAGUAG